Molecule: messenger RNA, 3251 nt
Organism: Mytilinidion resinicola
Lineage: Eukaryota; Fungi; Ascomycota; Dothideomycetes; Mytilinidiales; Mytilinidiaceae
Product: glycoside hydrolase
Exons: 5
Coding region: 52-2847 (931 amino acids)
Biological process (GO): carbohydrate metabolic process; peptidoglycan turnover
Molecular function (GO): acyltransferase activity, transferring groups other than amino-acyl groups; hydrolase activity, hydrolyzing O-glycosyl compounds
Source: RefSeq, a predicted model, not a curated record
CUCCACUUACCACCGUCGCCCUGCCGAACUGCCUCCCGGGUCGCCAGCAAUAUGGCGAGCAAGGCGAAGCUGGAUCCCGUCUGGGACGACUUGGACAGGACUAUGGGCCAACUGUUUAUGAUGGGAUUUGAUGGGACCACCGUGACCCCACAGAUCCGGACUCUGAUCGAGAAGCACCAUUUAGGCUGCAUCCUACUAACCGCAAAGAACCUGAAGUCUGCCGAGGAAACCACAAAACUGUGCUACGAGUUGCAGAAAGUAGCCCAUGAUGCCGGCCAUCCAGUGCCACUGGCCAUCGGCGUCGACCAGGAGAAUGGAGGCGUCAACAGCCUUUUCGAUGAAAUUUAUAUCCGGCAGUAUCCCAGCAACAUGGGAAUCGCCGCCACUGGCUCAACAGAUCUGGCCUUCGAGGUUGCCAAAGCCACAGCACAAGAGAUUUCAGCUUGCGGUAUCAACUGGAUAUUUGGACCGUGUCUAGAUGUUCUGACCAAUGCUCGGAACCAGCCCCUGGGUGUUAGGACCGCGGGUGAUGACCCGCAAGAAGUUUCUGCCUACGGUGUAGCCUUCAUGAAAGGUUACAAGGAAGCUGGUGUUGUCACUCUCGGAAAGCACUUUCCUUCCUACGGAAACCUUGAGUUUCUUGGAUCCACCCUAGACGUCCCCAUCAUCACCGAGUCACUAGAACAGCUGAGCCUGAGUGCUCUCAUUCCGUUCCGCAAUGCCAUCCAACAAGGCUUAGAUUCAAUGAUGGUCGGCGGAUGUGCCAUGUCUUCGGCAGGUUUGAACGCUAUGCACGCCUGCCUCUCGGAUCAAGUUGUUGAUGGACUGCUCCGGUCAGACCUCAAGUUUGAUGGUGUCGUCGUCUCAGAAUGCCUCGAGAUGGAGGCCUUGAGCCACAACAUAGGCGUCGGUGGAGGCACUGUUAUGGCCGUCAACGCCGGCUGCGACGUCAUUCUCCUCUGUCGGUCCUUCCAAGUCCAGCAGGAAGCCAUCAAGGGUCUGAAAACUGGAAUCGAGAAUUCCAUGAUCACCAAGGACAGGAUCUACAACUCGCUCCGCCGAGUUCUGACCAUGAAGCUAAGAUGCACAUCGUGGGAGAAGGCGCUCCACCCCCCUGGAAUAGCUUUCCUCGAAACGCUGCAACCGUCACACACCGCUCUAUCAACAAAAGCAUAUAACUCAUCCAUCACUGUUGUUCGAGACAAGAACCGACUACUACCGCUGACCAAUAUCAUCGACAGCGAAGAAGAGCUUCUUCUCCUAACCCCGCUUGUCAAACCUCUCGCCGCAUCUGCAGCAUCACGUGCUUUGUCAGAGACGGCUGCCACAGGGUCCCCUGAGCCUGCAGUUUGGGAGCGGAGUGCCUCAGUAAUGAGUGGAGAGCGAGUAUUUCGGGAACUUGGGAGAUCACUCGCACGACAACGGAGUGGACGCGUUCUCCACACGUCAUACACCGCUAACGGCGUCCGUCCAGUCCACGAGAAUCUGAUUAACAGAGCCAGUGCCAUUAUAGUCAUGACCGCGGACGCAAAUCGGAAUUUGUACCAACAUGGAUUCACCAAACACGUGUCGAUGAUCUGCAAUAUGCAAUACACCACCGGGGGAGAAAAGAGAGAGAAGCCUCUCAUUGUCGUUUCGGUCAGCUCUCCUUACGAUUUUGCUAUGGACACCAGCAUCGGAACAUAUAUAUGCACCUACGACUUCACGGAAACCGCGCUCAACAGCCUCGUAAAAGUUCUGUACGGCGAACUUUCACCCUCCGGGACACUGCCUGGAACGAUCAGCAAGAGUCAGAAACUACACCACUCAAAGCAGCAUUGGCUGGUCGAAACAUACAACGAGGAGCGCGAUGCCAAUGCUCUUGACAGCCUCAUCAUCGCCGUCAUGGAGGGUACGCCGCCAAACCAACGCUCGGAGCUUUCAAGCGCAACAUCAAACUCGUUCACAUUACAUCAUCCGGAGGUCGUUGAAGCACAUUUCGUUGUCCGAAAUAGCAGCACCCAAGCUCUGUACGGCUUUUGUUCCACCUACUUCUUCCGGACGACUGGCACUGGAGUGAUUGGCGCCCUAUUCGUGGAUCCUUCGCGGAGGAAACUCUCCAUCGGUCAUUCCCUACACAAUCGAGCCAUACGAACUCUGUUACAGAGAGAAGGAAUCAAGAGGUUUCAGCUGGGGUCCAGACUGCCAAGCAUCUUUUUGGGUAUCCCGACCGGACACGGGGGCGAGAGGAAGCGGCUCCGCUCCUGGUUUGCCAACCUCGGGUGGAGCGCAGCCCUAUCACGGUCAGUGUGCAGCAUGGUCGCCCGCAAUCUGCUCACCUGGACACCUCCUGAAGGCAUGGCAAAGAGUCUGGCCGGAGCCGGAGCUGAGUUUGACCUGGUGUAUGGGUGGGAGUACUCAGGCCCUAUCCUGGACCAUAUUAAGACAAGCAACCGCCAGGGGCUGGCUGAGGUCUACAAGAUGGCGCUGUCAGAUCCUUCAGCUUGUGGGAUCAUUCGGGCGAAACGACCAGAGGACGGAGCGCUCGUUGGAACCGUGGUUCUCUACAACAUGCACUCACGGUUGGCGGAGUACGUGCCGCCCAUAAAAGAUCUGAACGAGAUGGCGGGCGGCAUCUCGUCGCCGGUCAUCUCCCCCGCAGUCGGGGAGUACUCGACGUUGUUGCAGGGCCUCAUUCUGCUAGGGAUGCGGCAGAUCAAGGCGCAGGGGUGCAAUGCUUGCAUCCUAGAUUAUAUGGACGGGGACGGCAACUUUGAUGGGUUUUCCGCCAUGGGGUUCGACGUGCUGCACAACUUCGAGGAGGUGAGCUGCGACGCGGCGACGUGGACCAUGAUCCCGCCCUCGUAAUCUGGCUUGAGAGCUCAUUUCCGGGACGGCUGCUGGGACCGCGGCGCAUCAGAUGUACGAGUUGAAGAAAUUGAGUCGCGGGGCAAGCACAUAGCGCUGGCGGUGUAUGCUGACUCGCCAACCGUCUAGGGAGUCUGUGAUGAUUAGGGCCGCGCAUGAAGAUGCCAAAGCCUGCUGAGUAUCCGGCGGUGGGCGCACGUAUGGGAAGCAUGUUUCUCUUGGGUGUUUGACUUUGCUUGGAUCUAGCCAGUCGGCGCGACGGAUACCUUUGUAGCUGGGAGGAGUAGCAUGGAUAGGCGUCCGGGGUCGUCUUGAUGGACGCCACUGGGCUAUUGUUACCGUCUUUUCAACCAGGCCACGCCUCGAACUGAGGCCAGCUGACGGCGUUUGGGCUGUUCUUGGGG